AUGGAUUUUUGGGAGGGAACAAUGUCUGCAUUCAAAGAAAAUAAAAGUUAUUGUGCUUGCCUUGGUGAAAAAGACAAAAAAUUAACAUGUAUAUGUGGUGAAGUUGACUAUGAGCCUGUUUGGAAAUGGGAUGAAAAGGCUAAAACGUCAACUGUGAUUAUAUCUAACAAUGGUCAAAAAGUUUAUUUUCACAAAGGAUAUAGUAUUGGUAAUGCUUGUGUUAGGGGUGACACUCCAUUAUUACCAGGACACGAUUAUUAUUGGGAAAUUAAAAUGCUGAGUUCCGUAUAUGGAACUUCUAUGAUGAUUGGAAUAGGCACAGAAAAUUUUAACAUUAAUCAAUCAAAUUUAGAAUUUUGUAAUUUGCUUGGGUGUGAUAGCGAAUCGUGGGGAAUGAGAUUCGAUGGUACCCUUCAUCACAAUAAAAAGUCUUCAUCUUACAACCUAUUGGCUGGUUUUACAAUGGGAUCUAUAAUAGGAGUUCAUUUGGAUAUGUGGAAUGGCAAAUUAGAGUAUUAUUUAAACAGAAUACCUUUAGGCGUUGCUUUCAGCGGUUUGCAAAACAAAAUUUUGUAUCCUCUAUUGUCAUCGACUGCUUCUCAUACUGUGAUGAAAUUAAUAUUUGCUCAUUCUGAACCUCAUUCUCUGUCUCUUAUAUCUGCUAAAUAUUUAAAUGAGAAAACUUUCAGCAGUCUUCCUCCUGGUCUCAAACUGUACAGUAAAACCUGUUGGUGGCUAUUUCCAAAAUCGACUAGACUGAAAUCAGAUAAAAAAUUUGAUUUGUUGCCUUCUCUUUAUUCAAUUGAUAUGUUAAUCGAUAGCGAUGAAGAAGAAAGUUCAAAUUCAACUGAAUGCAAUAUUUUAGCUCCUAGAGUAAGAAGAGUUUUCGAAGCAUCAGCAGCACAUAACAGUUUCAGAUCGGAUAAUGGUGCUGAAAGUAGACAUUUUCACUCAUUAGCUCAUGUUAGGCCAAUCAGAUAUAGAUCAAAAACAUGGUUGGACCAUUAA
This is a messenger RNA of Pediculus humanus corporis (human body louse), 1008 nucleotides long. Its product is annotated as SPRY domain-containing SOCS box protein, putative. The record is from RefSeq and is a predicted model, not a curated record. The coding region runs from base 1 to 1008 and encodes 335 amino acids. Gene Ontology annotation, molecular function: protein binding. Gene Ontology annotation, biological process: proteasome-mediated ubiquitin-dependent protein catabolic process. The transcript has 2 exons. Gene Ontology annotation, cellular component: SCF ubiquitin ligase complex. Lineage: Eukaryota; Metazoa; Arthropoda; Insecta; Psocodea; Pediculidae.